AUGGUCUCCUCAUCUGCUUCCAGCUCCACACCCACCAGUUCAACCCCCGAUGACCUUCUACGGAAUUCCUCAGAUGAGAGAGUCCCAUGGGUCGUUCAGAAAUCCAACAUUCCUGAUUAUCGAGUCGCCCUCGUUUGCUCUGCUCGCUCAUCACACACAAAAGCCCUCGGAACUACAAACCUUCUUCUUCAAGCUUCUAAAGAAGCUCUACUCCCACCCAAUCCUGCACCGUCCGGCACACAAACACCUUUUUUCCCUAAAAGAGUAGGCUCGGGCUUCUUCGGUGAUCGAGACAGAGAAAGGGAGUCCAGCGUCACAAGGGAUAUGAGCGCCAGUUUGAUGUCUUCCAUCUCGUCGCUGAGAGAAUUAGAUUUGAGAAGUUCAUCCCCAUCCCCUUUCAUAUCCAGCGGAGGUAGAUCUGGAUCUCCACCCAUCAGUCCGCGAUCUCCUAGAGCAGGCGGGGAUGUGCCGGCUUUUGAAGAAACGGUCGAUGUUUUGAAGAAAGGUCAUUUGGAUGCUGCCAGGCUAGCGGUGAGACCUGGAGCCAUGAGAGAUGAGUUGGAAGAUGAGAUUGAGAGAGAUUGUGAGAGUCUUCGUAGUUUUCUGUACGCCGCUCAGAUUAUUGACGAAAUCUCACCAAGAAGUCAGGAUUCGAUUAUUGGUACCGGAGAGAGGUUAGCAUGUAAAAUUGUCGCCGCUGCUUUGAGAGAUAAGGGUGUCGACUCCGAAUUCGUUUGCCUCGAUAGUAUAGUCGACGCGACAGUCACUUUUGUCACCGAAAGUGGUUUGGCGACGUCGGGCGAUCAAGGUGCAGCGCAACUCAGUCAAGAAUUUUACGACCAAUUAGCCAAGAGGUUGGGUGAACGUAUACGAGCCUGCGGUACCAGAGUACCCGUCAUCACAGGUUACUUUGGUCCGGUUCCUGGAUCUCUCCUCGCUCAAAUCGGUAGAGGUUACACAGACCUGUGCGCUGCCUUAUGUGCAGUAGGAGUUAAAGCCUCCGAAUUACAAGUAUGGAAAGAAGUUGACGGUAUUUUCACUGCCGAUCCUCGUAAAGUUCCUUCGGCAAGAUUGGUACCAGUCAUCACACCUGACGAAGCUGCCGAACUUACUUAUUACGGUUCUGAAGUUAUACAUCCUUUCACCAUGGAACAGGUUAUCCGCGCUCGUAUCCCCAUAAGGAUCAAAAACGUCGAAAAUCCUUCAGGAGCAGGAACGAUUAUAUAUCCAGAUGAAGGUCUCGUCGCUCCCAUUGCGGGAGGUAUAGUGACGGAGGCUUCAAAAGUACCAACGGCAGUGACUAUAAAAGAUCAUAUCAUAGUUAUCAACAUACAUUCCAAUCGAAAGACUCUAUCACAUGGUUUCCUUGCCCGUAUCUUUGGAACUCUGGAUCGAGCGGGGGUGGUAGUGGAUCUUAUAAGUACUUCAGAGGUCCAUGUGUCCAUGGCGAUGCAGGAGUUUCAUAAUAAGAAACGACUGGAUAGGUUGGUGAAGGAUUUGGAAAAAAUCGGGGAUGUGACGAUAUCGAGAGAGAUGGCUAUUCUGAGUUUGGUAGGAAGGAACAUGCGACAUGCCGUUGGAUGUGCGGGUAUGAUGUUUACAGCUUUGGCUGGAGCGGGGAUAAACAUUGAGAUGAUUUCACAGGGUGCGAGUGAGAUCAAUAUAUCAUGUGUCAUCCUCGGUCGAGACUCGUCCAAAGCUCUCAACGUCAUACAUGAAACUUGCAUCAACGGCGUCGCUUCUCCUCGUCCCUCACAGGUGAUCCUGCAAUAAAUCCAUUGUGAACUAGACAUCAUAUGCAUAUCUACAAGU
Molecule: messenger RNA, 1812 nt
Organism: Tremella mesenterica DSM 1558
Lineage: Eukaryota; Fungi; Basidiomycota; Tremellomycetes; Tremellales; Tremellaceae
Exons: 6
Coding region: 1-1773 (590 amino acids)
Biological process (GO): amino acid biosynthetic process
Molecular function (GO): aspartate kinase activity
Source: RefSeq, a predicted model, not a curated record